AUGGAUAAUUCCACAGAUUAUUACUAUUAUGAUAACUACACUGAUUAUUCAGAAAUUUCCCAAGAAGAUCUGGAAAAACUUACUGAAAUUAUUGACGCUCUGAAAGAACUUGAACAAAUAACAACAACAAUUCAACCAGAAACACCACCACAAACAUUUUCAAAUAUAAUUUUGCUGACUUUUUAUAUUAUUUAUUUUUCAACAUCUGUUUUAUUGGUUUUCAAACUUGCUUGGGAAAUUAUUAGAAAAACGCCUAGAAAGUUUGUAUAUUUGCAAUUUUUGAUAUUAACAAUUGCAUAUUCUUUUGGUUUGGGUUUAAUACUGUUCGGUGAAUAUAUUGGAGGAUUUUAUAUGUGGGAUAUAAAUACUGGACUUAUGGUAAUUAUUCAUAUAACCAAUAUGAAUGAUAAAAUUGCAAAUUUUAUAUCAUUUCUCAAUGGAUCUCAAACAUAUCGACUUUUAUUAUGCUUUUUGCAUAUUUUACAUGAAAUUUUAGCCAAAAAAUAUUGGAUUUUUGGAUUUCUUGCGUUUAUUCUUCAAUUAACAGUUUGUUGGAUAUUUGAACCGGGAUACAUGGUAUACAUAAGAACUGGAUGA
Molecule: messenger RNA, 597 nt
Organism: Caenorhabditis angaria
Lineage: Eukaryota; Metazoa; Nematoda; Chromadorea; Rhabditida; Rhabditidae
Source: the annotation of a GenBank genome assembly